AGAAUCACUGCACUGGACACAACACACCGACUCUGAGCUGUGAACAUGAUGCGCAGGACUCUGAUCCGCGUCGGACUGCGACUGAACCGACAGCCGGGCACCGGGAUGGGGGCACCGGCAGCCGGCCUGGGCCCGGACUCCCACCGACGAUAUGUGUCCAGCUCCGCCGCCCCCCCCAGCAGCAGCAGCAGCAGCACCUCCGUGGUGGGAGCACCCCCCAACAAACUGAAAGCCAUGGACGAGCUGCACGGACCCAGUCUCUUGACCAACCUGUACUGGCUCUUUGUGAAGGGAUACUCACAGACGACUCAACAGAUGCAGAUCGAGCACCGCAAGAUCUACGGUCCGCUGUGGAAGUCGGAGAUAGGUCCUCUGACCCUGGUGAACGUGGCUCAGGCAGACCUGAUAGAGCAGGUUUUGAGGCAGGAGGGGAAAUAUCCGAUCCGGACCGACAUGCCCGUCUGGAGGUUGUACCGAGAGAUGAGGAACCAGGCCUAUGGACCCCUGACCGAGAUGGGGGCCAACUGGCAGCGGAUCCGCAGUAUCCUGAACCCGCGGAUGUUGAUACCCAAACACGUUUCCUCCUACACUAACACCAUCAACGAGGUGGUGACAGACUUUAUCGACAGACUGGCCUGGGUGAGGGAGAAAGACGGCCAGGGAGUUAUGGUCAAUAACCUGACGGAGGAACUCUACAAUUUUGCUUUUGAAGGUAUCUGUUCAGUGUUGUUUGAGACACGUAUGGGCUGCUUGAACGAGGUGUUGCCUGAGGAAACCAAAAAGUUCAUUACUUCCGUUGGGGAAAUGUUCCACCUCACGCAGGUCGUGAUCCUCUUCCCGAAGUCCGUGUGGCCCUACCUUCCCGCUUGGAAACGGUUUGUGGCGGCCUGGGAUCACCUCUUCAAAGUCGCUGGGGAGUUGGUGCAGAAGAAAAUGGAGGAGAUACAGGAGAAGGUGAAACUGGACCAGCAGCUGGAGGGAGCAUACCUCACACACCUGCUGUUCAGCGACAAGAUGACGAUCCCUGAGAUUCUGGCAAGCAUGACUGAGAUCCUGCUGGCAGGAGUCGACACGACCUCCAACACUAUCUCCUGGGCUCUGUACCACUUGGCAAAGCUGCCAGAGAUCCAGGAACAGUUGUACCAGGAAGUGAUAGGAGUUUGCCCCGGAGACAAGAUUACGUCCAGUGAGGACAUCGCUCAGAUGCCAUACCUGAAGGCCAUCAUCAGGGAGACGCUACGGAUGUAUCCAGUGGUGCCAGGAAACGCCCGCGUCAUUGCUGAAGACGAUGUUGUGGUGGGAGAUUACGUCUUCCCCAAAAAUACGUUGUUUCACCUGUGCCACUACGCUGUGUCCUAUGACGAGAGCGUCUUUCCCGACCCUCACACCUUCAGACCGCAGCGAUGGCUCCGCGGAGAGGUGGAGAGGGUCAAGCAUCACCCGUUUGGGUCGGUGCCGUUCGGUUUUGGGGUCCGGGCGUGUCUGGGUCGACGAGUGGCAGAGCUUGAGAUGUAUCUCCUCUUGUCCAGGUUGAUAAAGCGAUACGAGGUGAGGCCGGACCCUACUGGACAGACAGUGAAGCCCAUCACCAGAACCCUGCUCUGCCCUGCUAAACCAAUCAACCUGCAGUUUCUGGACAGGAGGCGCUAGAGGGAGGAGGCGAGUGUGGGGGCAGCAGAGGGAGGAGUUUCUCUGUGAACUGGUUUAGUAUUCCCUUGGUGUAGCCUGCCUGUCAGCGGACACCACGGCUCAGAUACAGAGAAGUGGCUGCGUGGAAUAUGCCAAAACUGUGACUUUUAAAACGUUUUAUGGAUGCAAAUAUGGAAUAUUUUACCUAGUGUGAGUGUAAAGAGUUUCGUCCGUUUUCUUCCGCUGUAGCUUCGCAGCAGGAAGAAUUUGAUGACCUUGACUUUGAGUGAGAUUUCCUUUAGUUUCCACAACACAAAAAUACAUCAAUUUAACGUCUUCAGCACAAAUCUGUUGGUAUUUUCAUUGUUGUCCACAAACCCCGUGAGCAACUUAAAUAGUUUCAAAAUAUCAAAUCAACUUAAAACUAAGUUGAUAUAAAAUUUUAACUUUUCCCAAAAAAGUUUCCAAACUGGCAACGACACUCAAGCAGUGGACAUGUGCUGGGGCUACAGUGAAUGUAGGAUUUACAGUGGGUGUGUGUGGGUGUGUAUAUUGUGGGUAACAGAACAUGUUGAUGUAACAUAGCUAUAUAUUGAGAUUACAAAGUAUAAGUAACUCUAUUUAGUUACAAUUUAAAUCGAUGGGAAUCUAAAUACUUUACAUUUAUCAAUAAAUACAUGACUUUUUACUAUUGUAAAGGUUCGUUAUUUACUCUGAUAUUUAAAAGAGUUUAAGUGGAAUGUUUAGUUAAAUGUUGUUCAUCAAGCUACUAAAUGUUCCAAGUUAUUAGCAUUAUGACCCUGUUAGCUUUGAGUUGGAGUUCUUUUUACAACAUGCAUGAUGUGUAUUAUAGUUUACCCACUUAUUUCUAUGCACCAUUAUGAAUACCGACCUAAGUGUCUGGGAACAUUUAAACAACUGUAUGAGCCUAUGUUAUCUACAAUCUACGUUAUUUAUAUCUUUUCAACCAUGUGGAAAAACAGAGGAUGUAAAAACUGCCUUUUUCUCAUGUUAUUUUUAUUUAAGAUGAUUUGUUUAAGGCAAUAAAGGGAAAACUAAAUGCUC
Messenger RNA from Limanda limanda (common dab), 2694 nucleotides. Its product is annotated as sterol 26-hydroxylase, mitochondrial-like. The record is from RefSeq and is a predicted model, not a curated record. Gene Ontology annotation, cellular component: mitochondrial inner membrane. Lineage: Eukaryota; Metazoa; Chordata; Actinopteri; Pleuronectiformes; Pleuronectidae. Gene Ontology annotation, biological process: cortisol metabolic process; C21-steroid hormone biosynthetic process; cholesterol metabolic process. The transcript has 9 exons. Gene Ontology annotation, molecular function: oxidoreductase activity, acting on paired donors, with incorporation or reduction of molecular oxygen; monooxygenase activity; iron ion binding. Bases 46 to 1650 code for a protein of 534 amino acids.